AUGCCCGCUACUGAUAUUCUUUCAGCAAUCCCGACGCCCGUUCAAUUGCUCUUGAUCGGCGUCGGGUCUAUCUCCCUUGGCUGUUUUCUUCUCAGCUAUCUCAAGCUGAUUCUUGCUGCUUUCUUCCUCACAGGAUCUAAUCUUCGCAAAUAUGGCAAGCCCGGCACUUGGGCUGUUGUCACCGGAGCUUCCGACGGCCUCGGCAAAGAAUUCGCACUUCAACUAGCUAGCAAGGGUUUCAACCUUGUUCUCGUCUCCAGGACUCGCUCGAAGCUCGAAUCACUCGCCGCCGAACUACAAGAGAAAUUCUCUUCCAAGGGUCUCCAGGUCAAGAUCGUGGCCAUGGAUUACUCCCAGGACCGUGAUGAAGAUUAUGCGGCGCUGGGCCAGGCAAUUGCCGAUCUUGACGUUGGGAUCUUGAUCAACAAUGUCGGUCAGAGCCACUCCAUCCCUGUCUCGUUCUUGGAGACUUCACCAAAAGAGUUGCAAGAUAUCGUCACUAUCAACUGCCUCGGAACCUUGAAGACCACUCAGGUGGUUGCUCCUAUCAUGGCCCGUCGCCGCAAGGGUCUCAUCCUCACCAUGGGCUCCUUCGCUGGCUGGACUCCUACCCCCUAUCUUGCCACCUACUCUGGUAGCAAGGCCUUCCUCCAGCACUGGAGCUCGUCUCUCGCGGCCGAGCUCAAACCCCAGGGUGUCGAUGUCCAGCUUGUCCUUAGCUACCUCAUCACUACCGCCAUGUCCAAGAUCCGACGAUCGAGCGUCAUGAUCCCCAACCCCCGAAACUUUGUCAAGGCGGCUCUUGGUAAGAUUGGAACAGGCAGUUACCAGAUUGCACCCUCCACCUACACCCCUUGGUGGUCCCAUGCUUUCUUCCUCUGGAUCGUCGAGAAGACCAUUGGCCCCAUGCAUCCUAUCACUGUGUCUAUCAACCUGAAAAUGCACCAAGACAUUCGGAAGCGAGCCUUGCGCAAGGCUGAGAGAGAGGCCAAGAAGAACUAA
Molecule: messenger RNA, 1002 nt
Organism: Scedosporium apiospermum
Lineage: Eukaryota; Fungi; Ascomycota; Sordariomycetes; Microascales; Microascaceae
Product: Very-long-chain 3-oxoacyl-CoA reductase
Exons: 2
Coding region: 1-1002 (333 amino acids)
Biological process (GO): fatty acid elongation
Cellular component (GO): endoplasmic reticulum
Molecular function (GO): ketoreductase activity
Source: RefSeq, a predicted model, not a curated record